GCCACUUUUCGCUCACCAAAGCCCCAACCAACCAACAAUGCAGUUCACCAGCCUCAUCUCAACUCUCACCGUCGCCCUCAUCGCAGCCGCCACACCCGGCGCUGCUCUCAACUACCGCUCGUACUCCAGCACCGUCUCCUGCUCCGGGCCCAGCUUCGGCUGUAGCGACGGCGGCGCAGUCUGCUGCGGCCCAAUGCCCGCCGGAUUCGGGUUCUCUGCGCAAUUCGACAACCUCGCCGCUGGAACCCAAGGCCAAGGCUACACCGACCAAUGCAGGGCCUUCCUCUUUGCCGUCUUCGGCCCUGGAACUAGGUGCUGGAACGGUGGAGGAGCGCGCGCCAAUUACUUGAACUGGUUCCAUAGCGCUGGCCGUGUUGCGUCGAGCGAGAGUGGCAAGGCGUGUGUUGCGCCUACUGAUUUCGAGUAUGAGGAUGGAGAGGGUGUGAAGCAUGCUAUCAAGGUCCCGGUUGGCAAUGCGAAUGCGACUGAGGUCAUCGCCGAACAUUACAGGAACAAGAACUGGGCUGCCCUCGCUGCGUAUGAAGCGCUUUAACCGGUCUCGAUUUUUGAAACAUCUUUCAAUCGGUUGUUCGUUAUGCAUUUCGCUCUGCUUUCCUCGUUUUAUGCCAUUCAGCCGCUUCUGCUGCGCUCGUAGUAGUUAGUGCAUGUAGCUCGACGCAAUCAAUUAGCCAAGAAUGCGACGAUGAGGUCAUUAUCUUACCUCAGCCAUUGUC
Coprinopsis cinerea okayama7#130 is the source of this 734-nucleotide messenger RNA. RefSeq lists its product as hypothetical. Bases 38 to 553 code for a protein of 171 amino acids. Lineage: Eukaryota; Fungi; Basidiomycota; Agaricomycetes; Agaricales; Psathyrellaceae. The record is from RefSeq and is a predicted model, not a curated record. The transcript has 2 exons.